This is a messenger RNA of Poeciliopsis prolifica (blackstripe livebearer), 8026 nucleotides long. Its product is annotated as tubulin-specific chaperone cofactor E-like protein. Gene Ontology annotation, biological process: mRNA splicing, via spliceosome. Bases 306 to 1595 code for a protein of 429 amino acids. The transcript has 11 exons. Gene Ontology annotation, molecular function: protein binding; U2 snRNA binding. The record is from RefSeq and is a predicted model, not a curated record. Lineage: Eukaryota; Metazoa; Chordata; Actinopteri; Cyprinodontiformes; Poeciliidae.
GAAAGGGCACUCAGCAACAUGACGUCACUUCCUGGAUGUAGGGGGGGAGACCAAAUGACAGCUGGUUUGUUUUCAUCAACAAGGGGGACCCAGCGUUGUCAGUAAAGUGACAUGUGGUGAUCCUCCUCCCUUAUCUGGUCUGACAGGAGCGCCAACAAGGGGAGUAGCUUUUUCUUUCUGCAGACUUCUCCUCUGUCCUUCCAUCCAUUCUGGAGUCGCCUGUACAGAUACGGCACCAAACAGCUGAUUGCAGCCACAUCAAAGCAGACGCCGGUUCAGAGGAGGCUGCUCAACAGGAAAGCGUCAUGGAGCCUCCAGAAGACAGGGAAGGUCGUUCCUUUGUGGAGGUUAUCAAUGAGAAGUACAGCCCAGAAAACUUCCCGUACCGCAGAGGGCCUGGGAUGGGAGUUGUGGUGGUUCCCACUGCAGGUCUCCAGGGUUCCCCCAUGAAGGACCGUCUAAACUUGCCCAGUGUGCUGGUGCUGAACGGCUGUGGGAUCAGCAAAGCAGGAGACCAGGCUGAGAUAGCUGCCUUCUGUGCUCAUGUUAUGGAGCUGGAUCUAUCUCACAACAAUCUUCAAGACUGGCAAGAGAUCAGUAAAAUUGCAUCAAGUAUCCCUAAUCUGGAGUUCCUCAACCUGAGCUCCAACCCACUGGCAGGAACCAUUCUUGAGCCGCAGUGUGCUGAAGCCUUUUCACGAGUGCGACGCCUUGUUCUCAACAAUACUCAGAUAUCCUGGGAUACAGUGAUGCUGCUGACCCAGAACAUUCCUGAGUUAGAAGAACUGUUCCUGUGCCUUAACGAGUACAGUAGUGUGAGUGCCUCCAGCGUGGCCUGCCCCACUCUGCGCCUCCUUCACAUCACCGACAACAGCCUGCACGAUUGGGCCGAAGUGGGCAAGUUUGGCUCCAUGUUCCCCAGCCUGGACACUCUGAUCAUGGCCAACAACAACUUGGCCUCCAUUCAGGACAGCAAAGAUAUCCUGGCACGACUCUUCCCCAAACUGCGCAGUAUCAACCUAAACAACUCAGGUCUCAACCGAUGGGAAGAUAUUGAGAAGCUGAACUUCUUUCCAAAGUUAGAGGAGGUGCGACUGCUGGGCAUUCCCUUACUGCAGCCUUACACCAAGGCAGAACGCCGCAACCUCAUGAUAGCACAGCUUCCCUCAGUAUCCCAUCUAAAUGGCAGUGUUGUGACUGACAGCGAGCGAGAGGAUGCAGAGAGGUUCUUCAUCCGUCACUACCUAGACUGCCCUGAGAAGGAGCUACCAUACAGAUACCAUUCCCUGAUAACCAAAUACGGCAAGCUGGAGCCGCUCGCUGAGAUCGACCUCAGACCUCGCUGCCGGGCUCAGGUCGAAGUUCACUGCGAGGAGAAAGUAGAACAGCUGUGCAUCCGUUUGGACCAAACCGUUGCUGAGCUAAAAAAGCAGUUGACGUCUGUGGUCCAGCUCUCCACCAACAGUAUGAGGCUUUACUACAUCAACAAGGACAGCGCCUUUGGUCCAGAAGAAUUGAAGUACAACAACCGGGCUCUCCACUCCUACAGCAUCCAGGAUGGUGAUGAAAUACUCGUAGUGCCCAAGACCAAGUAGAAGCCUUUUGUUUUGAAGCUUGAUAAGAAGGAUUUAGAUGUCUAGGACUAUGUUAAUUGCUUAGUUGUUAUUGCUUGGAAACACUUCUGAAACAGAAAAGCUGGCGUGUCUUUUUGAACGGAGAGAGGCAGUAAAAGGACGUACGCCAUCUUGGAGACUGGAAAAAGAAACUACGGUGGGCCGCAGGUUGGCUCUUGCUGAAAGUCCAGAGGUUAUAUAUUUCAGCUUUAUUUAAAGAGAAACUCAAGUGAGUUGAAAGAUUUUUCAUGCUAAAGGCUAAGAGAGCAACAUGGAUUCUGCUUGCAGUGUUAGCAGACACGAGGGCACUGCAGCAAAUCUCAGCUGCUUAUUUAUUACACGGCAUCCACCAAAGCACCUUCACGGACAAAUGCCCAGCACUUGCCCACCUGUUCAACACCUACUCUGGUUUUGGCAUAGCAAGAACCUGUUGCCACGUGGAGACGGACGGCUGCUCUCGGGUGCACUUUGGCCUUCGAUACUACAGAAAAUCUGCCUAAAUUGAAAUGUCAGAUGCAGGAAGGGUGAUUAAACUGGGUUCAAUUCAGAUGAAGGGUGUAACAGUCAUGUUUUUACAGUCCAUAUGAAAAUACAAGAAAUAUUAAACUGACCACCCCACCAGUAUUGUGUAGCUUACAUAGACUGAUGAUCCACAAUUGGUGCUUUUAUGAAACAUUAAUCUUGGUUACAGGCUAAUUUCCAAACUGAUUUCAAAAUUGAUAUAAACUAAAUGUAAAAUGUGUUUUCUGUUAACAAACUAUAAGAAAGUUGAUAGGAAAUGAAUAGAAAGCUUAAUUAUAUCAAUUUAUAACAACAAAUCCUCAGCUGCCACUAUUAUGUGAAAUCACAUUACACUGAGAUCUGAUAUUUGAUAUCAGAAACCUCUGCUUUAGUGUAUUCACUCACACAACCACAGGUGUUUAAUGUUGUAUGCUGCCACCUGCAGGCAUCUUUGCAAGGCAAAACUUGAUGCAUAAACACAACUUUUAUGACAAUUUAGUGAUUAGCCUUUAUGAUUUGACAAGUGUGUUUGAUUUUAACAGUUCUCAUUUAGUUUUGGAUGUUUUAUAAUUCAAAAAGGGAUUCUAUUCAGCAGAAUUAUUUAUCUCUCUACAAACACUAGAGACUGAGGGAUGUUGGUUUCUCUGAUCAGUAUCAUCAUAUUUUAAACAUACAUUUAAAUUUUAGUGCAUAAGCCUGCAACACAUUCCAAAUUAGACAUUUAAAGUAUUUCAGAGUGGAGAUGUUCUGGAAUCGGAGAAUCAGCCACUUUUCUUUAAACACAACAGCAUAACAGUAAGGAGUUUUCAUCCUCUUCAAACAUUCAGUUUUAAAUUUCUCCACUAGUUCUCUUUUUUACAUCAGAUUAUAAUCAUAUUUGGGUCAGUUUCUCUUUUUCCUUUGCCAUAACUUUGUAAGGUAAAUAAUAAUUUACACUGCAUUUUGGAGAAAUGUGUGAAUCUCCUAGGGGAAGACCCACAUGUUGUUCCGAAAUCUCUGCAGUACUUUUGUGCAUCAAUGCAGACAUUAUAGAGAUGAAAAUGAGGAUUAGGUAAAAAAUUACAAUGACAAUAAAAAUAACCCUGGCCUUGGGAUGAGAUGUUGAUACUCCUUUUCAUAUUCAGUCUGUGUACAGAACCUACAGUAUGAGGCUUUACUGUUGGUUGCGAGCAGUUUAAGCCUAUACACUAACGCCAUAGUCAUUUCAUGAUGUUCUGGACUGUUAAGGGAGAAAUAUGCAAAUUCCAUUUAUAUUAAAGGAAUAUUGAUUUAGUGCCUUGCAAUAUAAUUCACACUUCUACAUAGUUUGCAAAUUUGCAAGUACAGUUUUAAGGGAGUUUGUGUGACAAACCAAACCAAAGUAGUAAACUGGGGAGGAAGAUUUAUUUUAGUUAAUAAAAAAAAAAAACAUUACAUCUCUCAUCCAAAAAGCUUCUUCAGUUCUGAACAAAAGUGGAAAUUAUUGCUUAUGCUUACAGAAAGAAUAAUCACACUCAAAGAUCUGAAUCAUGCAACCCCUAUGUGUUUAUUCACAUCUCAAUUUGUGAAUGGUUGCAAAAACUGCCCAAAGAGACCGGACAAGGCUGCAUUGUAGCCACCACCACCUCUGUAGCCUGCAAUCUAGGGUGAACAUAGAAAACCAGAAAAGUUAGCCUGUCACAGAAGCAUCUUCACACCAAAUCAUAUCUACAAAAAUCAGAUGACUUCACAUAUUUUAAAUCCCAUUUGUUCUUUCACUUUACAAAAAGCCAUUCAUAGAUUGUCUUUAAAUGUGUUGCAGGCUUGAAAUGCAAAAUAAAUGGCACUGAAUGCAAAAUCUUCUUCAUUGAAGGUUUGCACUUCAUUUGUUCUCUUAUUUACAUUUUUGAAAUGCUGCAUAAGCAGAUGCUGGUCUUAGUAGUGGCAUUUAAACACACUUUUGACGCUGGGGACAUUUAUGUAUUUUAUUUUUUCAUUCCUUCUGCACAAAAACACUUUCACCAAACACUGAAUUGUAUCUUCAAAUCAAUAUUAUUACUGUGAUUGAAGUCAUUACAAUGUGGUAUAUAUAUAUAUACACAAUAGUUAUUGAUUUUAUGAGAACGUAUCCUUCUUGUAAAUAAGAAGCGUUGAGCUUAGGAAUUUGGUGCUAAUGUUUUCCUUUAACAAGCUACUUUACAGAAUCCCAAAAUAUUGUUACAGCUAUGGACAGCUAUGUUAGUGCUAUAUUACUGCUCUAAGAAUCAGCUCAACAAAGCUGAUUUGUUGAGCUUCCAAAAUGAAAUAUUCCUUCCUAGUUGCUCCUGGGAGACAAAUCUCUAGUUGUGGUCUGUUAACAAAAAGAUCCAGCUUUCUUUUUAGGAAAUCUGAAUUACAUUUCAAUGUCUGAAGUUCAAAAUCUUUCAACUGAUCAAGCUUGUGUAAUGUGCUACAUUAUUUGCCGGUUCUUUAGCACAAAGUUAGAAAUUAUUUUAGUUCUCCAUUCUAUUUGUAUAAGAGAAAGGGAAAUUUUAGAAGAUUUUUUUCUCCAUCAGAUAUACAUAAGAUUGAGACAAUGAUAAAACUGCUAUUUUUACCCAGGAAAACUUGAAUUAAAUUGUUUAACAUUAAUAACAAAUUAUUUAAGAAACUGUUUUAAAUGUUAAAGUCUAAUUUGCUUUGACAUUGAUAUUCUUAGCUCUCUAAUCGAUGGUUAACUGUAUUUUACUUUCCACUUGAAAACUAAAGAAAACUUUAUAUUUGAGUAAAUUAGAAAUCUCCGUUUUAGAGCUGAUGCUCCAAAGUUUUUCCCUUAUCUAGAGUGUUUGUUCUCCAAAUCUGCAGCUAUACGUGAAUAGGUGUUCAUGGAGAAGAAAAAACAAAGUCGGACCCUUUUCUCUAUAUUUGAUCACGACAGUUUUGAAAUCAGUGUUAGUGUAGCAUGAAUUGCAGCCAUAGUAAACAGAACAAAGAGGCAGUAAUGUAGUGCAAACACCAACAAUCAGGUUCCCAGACUACUACCUGAACGUGUCUUAAUCAACGUGAGCUUGUUUGGUAUAAGAGAAUGUUGCAUUAAUUUGCGGCGAGGGAUGAUAUAAUGAUAUGCAUGUUAUGUAUUUAUUGAUUGUGCGAUCACAAGGAACGUUUUUACACCUGCCUAGAUCCAUAGAGCAAUUCACUUCAUGACACUGUGUCUUAAUUUAACACAGAGUGAAUGAUUUCACGCCUUUAUGUAGAGAUUUAUCAUUUCUUGAAAUUCUGGUGUAAUGUUUCUUCUGUUGUGAGCUAAAAUUUUGCCUUUCACAGCCCCUUAAAGUACCAUACAGAUUUUUUGUAAUAAAAAAAAGAUUUGAGUUAUGUUUGAUUGACAUAAGACGUUGGCAUCAAAUUUUUCAUAUUUAAAAUCCACAAGUAAAAGGCUUAAAAACAUCAAAACUCCCACACACAUAUAGGUCCUUAAUUGCAAAGUUUUGUCUUUAUUAUUUUCUGAAGUUCCUCUUUACCUGUUUGGUUCGCUGUUUUGUGCUGCAAUUUUUGCAUAAUAUCAAAGUAAAAGAACCAUCAAUAUCAAGCAUCAGUUUCCAGAGUCAAACUGAGAGGUUUUCAUUUCAAGAACCAUCUUUUAUUAAUUAUUCAGCAGUUCAAGAUGAAGACAUCCACGACAAAAACCAAAACCACACCAGCAGUAUCUUCAGUAGAUCAGAAUGCGCUUCAAUUUUAUUAUAGAUAUCUUUACUUUUAUUAAAAAUAUGUGUGUUUCAUGUUUUUUGCGCAUUGAUGUACUAUAACUUAAAACAUUGUACAAAAUUUUGUUCAGUAGCCUAUUUGAAAAGAAAUUCUUUAUCUGCCUUUUUUUCUUUUUUUUUUGCCAAGAAUAACAUGAGGUGAUUAAACCACAUAUAUUUCUACACACUGGAGAUUGUUAGCUUCGCUUAGCAAAAAAAAAAAAAAAAAAAAAAGAAUGGGGAAAGAAGGCAAAUGGGAAAGAAUACACCUAUAUGUUCUUCUGACUCUGUUAAACCUUGAUCUUAGUGCAGUUAUAUAUAUAAGUAGAGGCUAUUGUUUCUAACUUCAAUGUUCCCCUUUUGCAGGAUUUUGUGCAAAGGGGACCUAAUUGUGGUGUUAAAUCUCAGAUUUUUACCCAUCUAGUUGAAACCUACAUAAUAUCCUAAAAACAGGCAUAUCUUAAAAUAUUAUGUGGUAAAAUAAUUCACAAUGAGUGUUAGAAAAAAUGCUAAUAAAGCCUAUGGAGAGCACAAAAUGGUGGUAAUGUCAUUUAAGAAGUUGGGUACCAUCCCACUAAUGCUGGAUUCUGUUUAGUUCUAGAAGUAAGAAAUCUCGAAGUUAGAGUCUGAAAGAUCAAUUAGAGGUGCCUUAACAACCCUGACCUCAAAAUCCAAUAUGGCUACCACAUGUAAAGUCAUAGCUUCAGUAAAAUUGUUGAUUUAAACAGUUUACUAUUGAUAUCCCUGCUAGUUUUUUGUUCUCUUGGCAAAACUAGCAAAUCACUUUCUAUUUUUUUUUUUUUAGGAUCUGCCUGACAAGAGUGCAGGAACUUUCUUUAAAACCAGUGAUAUCUAGAGUUUAAAGAAUACUGUCCAGCAUGUUUUAGAUGUUUCCAUCACACAUCUGAAUCAGUUGAAUAAUUCAUUAGGAGAACUCCUUCAGAACUCAACAACGCUCUGAGAAGUGCAGAAAAUCAUCUAAAAAAAAAUGCAAGCCACUGGUCCUUGCGUACUGGAGUUGGACAUUCCUGGUUUAAGGCUGCACUGUCCUGGAAAAUUGAUGUUUUCUGCUAACGUGCAUUCAGUAUGGGCAUUCAAGAGUUCUGUGAAAUGUGGAGGGCCAAACUGUCCAAAUUAUAUACAAAUAAUUUGUUAAAUCAAUAUUCUGCAUCUCAGAGUCUAAAUCAUGGAUGGAUUUAGAUCCAUGAUUUAAUUUUGCAAAUCUCAUUUGUAAAAUUGUUAUUUCAAUGAAAUGCACAACACUUAAAAAAAAAAAUCUCAUCUCUCCCAUCUGCAGAGGCUGUAAUGAAGAAGGUUGUGGAUUUGACUCCAGGCCUGGGGUCUUUCUGCAUUUAGUUUCUAACUAUGCAUUAAUGGGUUAACUCCUGGUUCUGUCUUCAUUAUGGUCUAAAAACAUUCAUGCUAAGUUAAUUGGUCUUUGUGAAAUACCCUUAGGAGGGAGUUUAUGUUUGCAUGGUUGUCUGUCCUGUUUUUCUCCUUGUUGCCCUCAUGACCUGUCCAAGGAGUACCUUGUAUCAUAACAACUGGAGUAAGGCACCAACCGCCCACAACCCUGUAAAAAUAAGUUGCUUUAGACUGAUAAAUGCCUUGCAGUACACCAUGACUACUUUGGCAAAUAGACCCCAACAUUAAUGGCUCACUUGCCGAGCAAGUUCACUUCAGGACACAUUAUUUGAACAAUAGAACUACUAUUUUCACUUACUGAUUGACCUUUGUUUUUAAGUGCCAAAAAUUAUUUAAGUCAAAUAAUUAUAAAUGGAUUAAUUGUGCAUUUAUUAAUUAUGUGUAAUUUUUCAUUUAUUUGAUUGUGAUACAUUUGGACCUCCAUAGGUAUUAUCUUUUCAGAUUUUCAAUCUACACUGUCAAACAUCUUGCAGUUUUUGUAUGGUACAUCAUGCCACUAAUUAAUUUACUAAAUCAGUACUUGUUUCUGUGGAUUUAUCAACAAGCACACUUCAUAAUAUGUCUGUUUUGCUUAUAUUUCCCUACAUUUAUAGAAUUAUUUUGAAUCAAAUGAGAUAUUUCUGCAGGUAAUACGCACCAGUGUUUAAGUUAAUCAUUUCACACAGUCUCAUCUGUGGCAAUUAAAUCAUGAUUUUGCUUUCCAAGAACCCGUAGAAAGUCUUUUUGUUUUUAAAGAUCAGAGUGAGUCAUCUUUCUUGGGAUGAAAGAUGCGUCACUGAAUGUGAAUAAAUGGCCGUCUCCCUC